Molecule: messenger RNA, 1650 nt
Organism: Aspergillus campestris IBT 28561
Lineage: Eukaryota; Fungi; Ascomycota; Eurotiomycetes; Eurotiales; Aspergillaceae
Exons: 3
Coding region: 1-1650 (549 amino acids)
Biological process (GO): potassium ion transmembrane transport
Cellular component (GO): plasma membrane
Molecular function (GO): potassium ion transmembrane transporter activity
Source: RefSeq, a predicted model, not a curated record
AUGCCGUGCUGUGGGGAUCGCGAAAAGGGCGGCCCCGUGUCCCUGGAGGAACAAUGGGAUUACAUUAACCUGGACGACUUCAAGUCCGAAUCAUGUCUCAGCCCGUUCUCCUACUUCUGGCUGUGGGUUUUCCUCAUCGUUUCCCUCGCCGUGUAUGGUGUCGACACCUUUACCGCCGUCAAUCUACUCGCCUUCUCUCGCUGGGCCGGCCAGAUCGAGCCCGCCAUUCCAUUUGCGGCGUCGCGCUGGGUGUUCGCCGUCUGCAUUAUCAUCUCGUUUGUUCUGCUGGUUCUGCGCUGGCUUCGCGCCAUUCGGGCGAUCCGUUCCGGAAGCAUCGCCAAAAGCUACCUGGACUCCCUCGCCGUGCGGAUCCAGAGUAUCCGCAUGGGCCAGAAUGGCCGUGGGUGGCGGAGAUUCCUCGUCUUCGCGGAGCUCACCAAGGACCGCAAGGGAGCCGAGUACAUUGCCUUGUUCACGUACUUUUCGUUCGAGACGUGGAUGAACACGCUCUUCGCCGACGGGCCCCGUCAAGUGGUCAACGCCAUCACCCUGUACUCGGUCAUGCAAAUGGAUCUGCUCCCCGGGGGCAAACACGCCUCCGAGGACCAAGACCAGUCAGGGGCCUCCCAAUUCUUCAACAACGUCAAGAUCCUCGCCGAGAACAACAAUCUGAGGGCCGUGAUCCUGUGCGGUAUGUUGUUCACCGUGGUGGUCUGGGUGUUAUCAAUCUUGAAACUCCUCCUGGCCAUCAUGUUCUACGUCUUCUUCCUCUUCCACCACAUCCCCGAGAAGGACGGCAGUCUCAAGUCAUACUGCAAACGGAAGAUCAACCAGCGACUCACCCGCAUUGUCCGUCGCAAGGUCGACAAAGCUUUAAAUAAAGGGGUCGCCCUGCAGGACCGGACGCCGACCGGGCUGAGCUCGCGGCCGACCCUCCCCGUCAUCGGUCCCGACCUCGACAAAGGCCCGGCCGUCGCGACCAUCUCGCGCAGCACUACCGAGACAACACUGCCGGUGUACACCUCACGACCAGGCACGGCCGCCGGCCAACGUCCGACCCUGCCCGAUCUAGGGGGCCUCCAGGAGAAACCGCCGCUGAGUCGAUCAGUCACCCAGUCGUCAGGCUGGUCAGACGGCACGGCCGUCUCUGGAUACAGCCCGUUAGACCGCCAGGCAUCGCCGGCGCCGCCCGUGCCCGCGCUUCCCAGCCACAUGGUCAUGGCGGGCUCCCGCUCCCAGACGCCUAUGUCGCGGUCCGCGUACACGCCGUCCCCCGCGCCUGCAGGCGUCAUGACAAACCGCAUGCUGCCCCCAAUCGCCACGUCAGGCUCGCCAUUCCGCCCCUUUAGUCCCGCAGUCGACCCCUCCGGACGCUCGUACACACCAGCCAACCAGAGCGCAACCGGCUACGCCGACCAAGCCGGCAUGCGAACGUUCUCGCCCGCCCCUGCGCCUCAGAACCCGCAGUUCAAUAACCCCGGGGCGUACUAUUCUCCUGCGCGCGGGACUCCAGCGCCCGCCUCUCGCAUGGGGUACUCCACACCAGUCUACCAGGAGAACUUGGCCGCCGGCCGACCCACGCCCGCGCAGCAAUACCCGCCGCGGGGAUAUGGCGGGCAACCCCAACCGCCUCGCACAGACUACUUCUAA